Molecule: messenger RNA, 1462 nt
Organism: Dacryopinax primogenitus
Lineage: Eukaryota; Fungi; Basidiomycota; Dacrymycetes; Dacrymycetales; Dacrymycetaceae
Exons: 5
Coding region: 234-1346 (370 amino acids)
Source: RefSeq, a predicted model, not a curated record
UUGGGCUCGGGUAUAUCCAAUAUCAAGGGGUCGAUACCUCCUACAUUUAUCAGGAUAUCACCCAAGUAACGACAACUUCGAUGGAUAUUUUAUCUUGCGACACCGGACAAAUCUACUACCUAUCACCUCGCAAGAGGGAUCAAACCUGAUCCCCAGACUUUGAUGAUCGACGAGAGCUUUUCUAUACCGUAUCCUUCAGGCCAGUACAUGGUGGUGAUCAAUGAAACACAAGAAUGUCAGACCCGAACCUCCCACCGAGUGUCUUCCAAGCCACCGCACCGACAUGUAAAAUAGUGUCGAACAAUACCUCUGGUGUAAGCAGUGGGCGGCGAUCGCUUCCAGUGGACGGAGUGGAGGCCCUGGUGGAGAGGGGAGGGCUGAGCGGCACCCUCCAGACGCUAACGGACGGAUCGGUAUGGGACGGUACUAACGGAUUCGGCUCCGGCGAAGUACUUUACCCAGGUGUAGACCAGGAUUAUUCAAAUGGCCCUAUCACGCAUGUGACGACGCAUGCGAUCGAUAUUUUCGUCGAGACGGACGAUAAUUCUGCCUCCUAUUUUCUGGCGAGGGGCAUCGCUCCCAAGAACUUGAGGGUAGAUGUGAGCAUCCAAAUUCCAAGACGCCUUAAAGGGAGUGAUUGUAUGUUUCCUACAUGCAUUUGCCCCAGCUCAUCUAUUCUAGACCUCGUGGAGAACAAAACACGAGAAAGUCAGUCGCCGACACUCCCACCAAUCAUUUCUCGCGCAGCAGCGCCAUAUAUCACUAUUCUUCCCACUCAGGCCCACGGUAACACCCUGCCGUCCGCCUCUACCGCGCCGGUUGGCGCAAUUGUCGGUGGUGUGGUUGGCGGAGUUGCGGUUCUUGUUCUUAUUGCCCUGGUUAUUUUCCUGGUCCUCCCCCUUCGCCACGGUGGCAGAGCCGAAGCCACAGCUCGUGAAGAAGAACGAGUAAACCGGCCUGACGUCCCCGUCGCCGACGCCUCUUUCCUCGUAACACCGUUGGCUCUCGCUGCUCUUUCGAGUGCACCCCCGGAGUACAGCGAGUUAGACGUUACACCCGCUUCUUCCUUGUCCCCUUUCAAAACUCGGUUCAGCAGCAGUAACAGCGACCCGUCUAUCCCGGACGCGUAUAGGUCGAGUUUCAGCACGCUCGCCAGCAGUAUGCCGAGUCAUUCUAGGACGGCAAGCCACGCCCGGUCCGUGAGCGGGGGAAGCAGUGGUACUGGGAUUCUGGAUAAGCCGACCCAAUCGAACCAGUUCAUUCGAAACGGUUCUACCACACUGAUGAUGCGGGCCGCGCUCUACCCGCCUCGACACCGCUCAACCAUGCGGAUGUUAGAGCGAUGAUGCAGGUGCAACCACUCGCCUUCUGCCCUCACCGUGGACAAACGUCAAAUACCCCUCCACAACAGUCCUGUAUACGAGCGCCAAUCCGAAACGGGCUCUCCACACCAGUCUUUGCC